CUGAAUUACGGUGGCGUCUCCUCUGGCUCGGUCGUCUCCGGCUGUCUAGGGGGCGUCCUGAAAUACUCUCCCGGCAAGGGUGGAACGACCGAGGGAGCGAGGCUGGCGGCAGAGGCGCAGCUUAGGCAGGGGAACGCGAGCAAUGCGCCCGGCGGCGCGGGGCGGCGCGGGGCCGGAAUUUUAGAGUUCUGUCACUGUUAAUUAAAUACAGUUGGAUGUGUUUGGAGUAGUCAGCUAAUGUAGAACACCUAGGCUUACGAGAAAAGCUGUCCGAUAGUUUCCUUAGAACUUCUACAGCCUCCCCACACACCAAGUGAAAGUUCAAGGCAGACACUGGGAGAGAUGUCAGAAGACUCAGAGGAGGGAGACUAUUCGGACAGAAGUAUCAGCGAUGAUGAUGAAUCGGAUGAGGUUGCAUUUGUGAAAUUUGUAAGCGAUGAUAUUCAUCGGUGUGCACUACUAGCAGAUUCUAUUGGUGACCCAUUCUUCCCUCGAACUACACAGAUUUUAUUGGAGUAUCAGCUAGGAAGAUGGGUACCACGCCUCCGUGAACCACGGGAUUUAUAUGGUGUCUCUUCUUCUGGUCCACUGAGCCCAACACGGUGGCCAUACCACUGUGAGGUCAUUGAUGAAAAAGUCCAGCAUAUUGGUAUGUUUUUAGAGGUCUUGGGGGUUCAGAAUUACUGUGUGACUUACAAAGAGCCCUGUUUUGUGUAUUCCCGCGUUGGGGGUAACCGGACAUCCUUGAAACAGCCCGUGGAUAACUGUGACAACACUUUGGUGUUUGAAGCAAGGUUUGAGAGUGGUAAUCUACAGAAGGUAGUCAAAGUGGCAGAUUAUGAAUAUCAGUUGACUGUGCGCCCAGACCUCUUCACAAAUAAGCAUACUCAGUGGUACUAUUUCCAGGUCACUAACACCCAAGCAGAAAUAGCCUACAGAUUCACUAUUGUCAACUUCACCAAGCCCUCUAGUCUUUACAAUCGGGGUAUGAAGCCACUGUUCUAUUCUGAAAAAGAGGCCAAAAUCCAUAACAUUGGCUGGCAGAGAAUAGGAGACCAAAUCAAGUAUUAUAAAAACAACCUUGGACAAGAUGGGCGCCACUCUUUUUCUCUUACAUGGACAUUUCAGUUUCCACACAGCAAGGACACUUGCUACUUUGCUCACUGCUACCCAUACACUUACACCAACCUUCAAGAAUACCUUUCUGGCAUCAACAGUGACCCAGUAAGAUCAAAGUUUUGUAAAAUACGUGUCUUGUGCCACACGCUUGCUAGGAAUAUGGUGUAUGUCUUGACAAUCACUACUCCCUUGAAGAACAGUGACUCAAGAAAGCGCAAGGCUGUGAUUUUGACAGCAAGGGUUCACCCAGGAGAGACCAACAGCUCUUGGAUCAUGAAAGGCUUCCUAGAUUAUAUUUUAGGGGACUCGAGUGAUGCACGGUUGCUUCGGGACACUUUCAUCUUCAAGGUGAUACCCAUGCUGAAUCCAGAUGGUGUGAUCGUGGGAAAUUACCGAUGUUCCUUAGCUGGACGGGAUUUAAACCGUAACUAUACAUCUCUCCUGAAGGAAUCUUACCCUUCUGUUUGGUAUACAAGGAACAUGAUCCAUAGGUUAAUGGAGAAACGAGAAGUUAUUUUAUAUUGUGAUCUUCAUGGCCAUAGUAGGAAACAGAACAUUUUCAUGUAUGGCUGUGAUGGAAGCAGCAGAUCUAAAACAAAAGGAUUAUACUUACAACAACGAAUCUUCCCACUUAUGCUGAGCAAAAACUGCCCAAAUAAAUUUUCCUUCUCAGCUUGCAAGUUUAACGUUCAGAAGAGCAAGGAAGGGACAGGAAGGGUUGUGAUGUGGAAGAUGGGCAUCAGGAACAGCUUCACCCUGGAGGCCACCUUCUGCGGAUCUACUCUUGGUAAUAAACGAGGCACCCACUUCAGCACAAAAGACUUAGAGUCAAUGGGAUAUCAUUUUUGUGAUUCUCUAUUGGACUACUGUGAUCCUGACCGGAGCAAGUAUUUUAAGUGCCUGAAAGAAUUAGAAGAAAUGGAAAAACAUAUGAACUUGGAAAGAGGCUUUGAUGAUUCAGAUACUUCUCUAGUAGAAAUAUCAAUGGAUGUGGAGUCUAGUAGUCGAGGCUCUGACAGUUCAGAGUCUAAUGACACUCCGACUUAUCUUCUCAAGCUGACCUCUCAGGUGAAAAACAAGAAAAAGUAUCUGAAAACAAAGAGGGAAAGAAAUGCCACCUUAGCAAAGCGCCGGAAUUACGCAAGAGAGGUUUAUGGUAAAGAACAUUUGCUCCAAAGACACGAAGAAUCAAAUUCUGAUGUGAAAGAUCCAAGGCCAACUGUACCGAAUGUUUAUGUGGCUCAUUGUUUCAGAAGACCAUUGCCUAAUCAAGGCUUGGUGAAGAUUCCUGGACAUAGCUUUUAUGCCCGAAAAACGCACCCAAGCUCCCAACGUGUGAGUCAGAGUCUUAUCAAAGACCAACGGACAUAUAUUUUUGAAACUUGUAAGGGUCCAAUCCAGGAAGCAGUUCAGUCCAAAGGAAUCGACAUGUAUGAGAGUUGUUUCAAAGUGGCAUCCUUGAAGAGUCCUGUGAACAAACAAACUUCAAAUUGGAUUGAGAAGACAAGAAUACCAACAGAGUCACAUCAUGAACUGAAAAGCAAAGUAAAAAGAUGUGCAUCUUUCCAAAGCAAGAGAAGUGGCACAAAUUGGACAGAUGAUGAAAAAAGAAUCUACAGAGAUAAAAGAAUAGCUCAGACCCAGGAAAUACUACAAUAUUUACUCCCUAUCGUGGAAUCCUCUAAAAGCAUGAAAUCUACUCAAAUGAAAGACCUUUUCACUUCAGGAGCCGACUUCCAGCAACAUCAACUCGUUCCAACUGCUUGCAUAAAUAUAAGAAGAUACAGCCUACCUUGGACACCAAGCAGAAAGCUCGCUUUGAAAACCGGAAGGAAUCUUGUGACAGAUACCCCAGAAUGGCUCCAGCCUGUGCCCCAGAGAUCACUAGAAUGUUUAUCACCCCUCUGCCGUCUUCAGAAGAGGAAAAAGCAUUCUGAACUCUGGGCCAGACACUCUGAAUAUAUGAUGAAUAUAUAUGGCCGCAAACGGGAGACUAUUCCCUCACGUCCUAAAACCGAUGCCAACGCUGUCAGUGGUAACAGUCUUCAGCCUGCAGAAUCCACCCUGAAGAGCUCUGAGCAGACAGUUCCUCAUCCAACUAAAAGCAACAAGAAACCAAAUGAGAGUAACAGCUCUCUCCCGUUGCGUCUGAAGUUCCACAGCAACAGUUAAUCAAGCUGAAAGUGCUUCUGGGAACUGUGGCUGAUGGAGAUGCUCCGACACAGUAAAAAUCAGCAGCUCCUGCCCUGCCCUGCUCUGCCCUGCCCUGCCCUGCCCUCUUCACAUGCAUUUUCCUUAGAUGAAACAUCUUUCAGAGACUUUAAAAGAUCCAGAGGAAAUAUAGAAAAGUUAAAAAACACAUAUAUUUAAUUUGUAUCAACAUGGAAAAAAGCUUGAAAUUUUUGAUUUCUUGCAAAAUUGUGUGUAUAUAACAAAAAGAAACUAAGACUUGAAGAAAGGAAGAACAUGCUAUUAAUGAUUUCAGUCACUUUGAUGAACCAGCGGUCAUUUUCCAUGUUUCUUUUAUAUAGUUGGUGUGCUAUAAAUAGCACAGGAGAAAUAAACAAUAUUUCUCCCUUCUAGAAGAGCAUCAUAUAAUUGUUCCCAGGAGCACACAUGAUAGCUGGGCAUAGGGCACACGAUAGUAAUCCCAGCACUUGGGAAGUAGAGGCAGAAGGAUCAGGGAUCCAGGCUUUUAAAUGUUGGGCAACAUUUAAAAGCAGCAAGAUAAAUAUUAAUAAUAACUGAAUAGUAAAAUAGUAAUUUAUGUACCUCCAGUUAAUGAACUAACACAUAUCAGAAGAUGCUAACUGUACAGACCAAAGGGUGGAACCAAAUAACAUGGAAAUAUAUUAUGGUUUCAAAGUCAUUUUAUCUCAUAAUUAAGCAAAGUUUUAAAAGAUUAGAAAUGCCCUUUCUCCUAGGGCAGCAAGUGCUCGCCUCCAGCCUUUCACUCAAGUGGGUAUUUCGGAAGUAGGCCCUACACCUCACUUUUGUCUUAAGGCGGUGAGCAGUCAGGCUGUGGGGUGGGUGGUACACGCUAUCUCCCAACGGCUUAGGAGCCUGACUCAAAGAUCACAAGUUCAAGGCUUGUCUGGGCUACAGCAUGAGUUCAAGAGUGGCCUCAGCAACCUAAUGAAUGCUGUAUCCAAACAAAAGACUGAAACAGCACGGAGGGAAACGGAGGGUGUAGCUCGGUGACAGAGAACUACCUGCCGAGUGUGGGGAGACCCUAGUUCACACCCCAGUGUCACCCGAAAAUAGAAAUAAUACGGUGAGUACGAGGAGGGAGUCCUGCAACACGUGCAGCAGUGUGUCAGUCAGGACGAAGGCGAGUGAGGGAGGAAGCAGGCCGCCAGGCCUGGGACUCGAGAGGCACGGGAGACAUGACAUAGGUCUAAGCGGGAUAAGGAGGUUCGUGGUCAGUGUUUCUAGUAGCCGAAAGGGACUUGAGAGCUCACGGAGAAUAAUGCGAUUUGUUGGGAGCGUUGACCAUAAAUUUCCUCGCGAACCCUUACACACGGCAGGGAGCAACUGUGUUCCUCAGUAAAAAGGACUGUGUUUGGGGGGUGGGUAGGUAUCUGGGUUCCCAGAGAGGUCCCUAAUUUCUUUCCUGGGAAUUCUUACCCUGGUAACUGACACCAUGAAGGAGCACGAGCUCUCAGAGUCAGUUUGCCCCUGUUCUCGUAAACCAGGGAAAGCGAAACUACAUGCAAACCUAAACUUUUCAAUUGACAUUUGUUCUUUGAAACUUCGGUUAUAUGAAAGUUUGAGACUACAGACUCUGGAGUUGAGUAUCUUUGCGCGUAUAACCUCAGUAACAUGCUGGAUCCUCUGGGUGUGCAAGCUGAGGUGUGCGGUGUCUCCUUGAUCAUUUCACCAUUGAGUGUGCAAGCUGAGGUGAGCGGUGUCUCCUUGAUCA
Molecule: messenger RNA, 5041 nt
Organism: Microtus ochrogaster (prairie vole)
Lineage: Eukaryota; Metazoa; Chordata; Mammalia; Rodentia; Cricetidae
Gene: Agbl3
Product: ATP/GTP binding protein like 3
Exons: 19
Coding region: 343-3291 (982 amino acids)
Biological process (GO): proteolysis
Molecular function (GO): zinc ion binding; metallocarboxypeptidase activity
Source: RefSeq, a predicted model, not a curated record